AUGCUCCUUCGCCUGAAACAGUUUGAUGGCACAGUUAUAAAAGUCCUAGGCGAAUUUGAGGCAACUUUGGAAACCGAAUCAAAAAUGAAUAUCGUACGAAUUAUUGUGUCAGACUGUACAAAAAAUCAUGGUCUAAUUAGUAUGGAUGUAUUAAAUAUCAACGCCACAAAAUUAGUAAAUAAUAUAGAACCUCUUGUUCGUAGGCGUUUAAUUAAUUACAAAGCAAAUAUUCUGUUAAAAAACGGCGUACAACCAACUUAUUUUGAAUCUCGACCUCUUCCUAUCCACAUAACACCAUUAGUGGUAGAUAAACUUAAUGGAAUGAUACAGCAAGGGUUGCUUCAAAGGGUUCCUCCUGGUGGAAGCAGAUGGGCUUCACCGCUUGUGGUUGUUAGAAAAACAGACGGAGAUUUACGCAUUUGUGCGGAUUACAAAAUAGGUGUUAACCAAAAAAUAUGCUCAGACUCAUAUCCCAUCCCAAACAUUGAGACCGUAUUUCAUAAAAUGGCAGGGAUGAAAUAUUUUGCUAAAAUUGAUCUCAAGGGAGCUUAUCAUCAAAUUGAGAUGGACAAAGAGGCACUAGAAUUAACAACAGUUAAUACACCUAUUGGAUUAUUAAGAUGGACCUAUUUACCUUUCGGAAUAAAGACUGCAAGUGCGAUAUUUCAAAGAGCGAUAGAAUCUGUUGUUGGCGAUAUUAUUCCCAAUAUGAUUAUAUUUCAAGACGAUAUAUGUGUCGGAUUUGAACUGUCAGAAAAAGGAGUUACCGCAGAUAGUAAUUUAGUCAGCAAAAUACUUGGAAUAAGUCCUCCUAAUAAUAAAAAGGAACUCGAGUCAUUUAUAGGAUUAAUAAACUUUUAUAGUCGACACAUUGAUAAAUAUGCUGAAAUUUUUUUACCUUUAAACAAUUUAAGAAAGAAAGGAGUUACAUUCGAAUGGAGGAAAGAGCAUCAACAGGCAUUUGAAUUGCUAAAAAGAAACCUUUGUGAAGAACCCGUAGUAAAGGUUUAUGACAUCAACCAAGAUCUAGAGUUAACAACAGAUGCUAGCAAGAAAGCUAUAUCUGGAAUACUUUCACAGAAUGGCCAUCCGGUAUUGCAUCUCUUACGAACUUUAUCAGACGCUGAGAUAAGAUAUUCUAAUAUUCAGAGAGAAGCUUUAGCUAUUGUAUGGUCUGCUCACAGAGCUAGGCAUUUUCUGUUGGGUAGGAAAUUCAAAUUAAUAUCAGAUCACAGGCCGUUAGAAUUUAUAUUUGAUAGUAACAAAGAAUUGCCCAAAGUCACAUCCGCUAGAAUUUUAAGAUGGGCCAUACAAAUGAUGGCAUUUGACUACGAAAUAAGCUACAAGAAGAGAGAAAACAUUCCUCAUGCUGACGCAUUAUCGAGAUUGUCCUUUCUACCACAAAAUGGAGAGAAAGACCAAGAAACAUUUAUACACUUAGUCGAGUCAGAUAUAGAGAACCUUGAGCAAAUAAUAAAAGAAACAGAAAAUGAUAGGGUAUUGAUGGAUAUCAAAACCAGAAUUAGAAAAAAUAAUUGGAGCAGAUGCUCAGUAACAGAAAGACCCUAUAAAUCUAUUAGGAAUAAACUGACUAUCGAAAAAGGAAUUGUGUGUAAUGGUGACCUCAUUGUACCUCCUAAGACAAUGAGAAAGAUCUUCAUCAAAUCGAUCCAUGAUGAUAUACAUUGUGGCAUAAUGCAAACGCGAUGUAGAGUAAAAUUAGAAGCCUGGUGGCCUGGCUACUGUCAAGAUGUUGAAGAAUAUGUGAAAAACUGUGAAAAAUGUGCCGAAAUAAAUAUGAAGAAGGAAAGGACAUUACAUACAUGGCCAAGUGAAAAUAAACCUUGGUGUAGAGUACAUAUGGAUGAUGCACAUGUACAGGGUAUCGGACUGUUUUUGAAUUUAGUAGAUUCUUUUUCUGGAUGGCCGGAAGUUAUUAAGGUAAAUAACCGUGAAGCGACCACUGUAAAGGCAGUACUACAAAGUGUUUUUUCAAGAAAUGGAGUUCCAGAGGUUUUAGUAUCCGACAAUGCUGCGGAAUUUCAUGAUACCACCUUACACCAGUGGCUAAAGAAAGUAGGUUGCGUACCUUAUAAGACUCCACCUUACCAUCCUCAAUCUAACGGAGCAGCUGAAAGAAUGGUAGAGACAGUUAAGAUGGGUUUAAGAGCUUAUUCACCGGACAAAGGUUUAUUAUGUGGAUAUUUAAGCAGAAUGCUUUUAACUUACAGAACAAUACCUCAUGCAGGAAGAUCAAGAAGUCCUUCCGAGAUGAUUGGAAGGCAGUUGAGAUCCCCUCUCACCACGAGUUUCGAAAGUGGAACACCUUUAUGGUACCGUCAAAAACCAGAUUCCAAACCUUAA
Hydra vulgaris (swiftwater hydra) is the source of this 2364-nucleotide messenger RNA. The record is from RefSeq and is a predicted model, not a curated record. Lineage: Eukaryota; Metazoa; Cnidaria; Hydrozoa; Anthoathecata; Hydridae.